Planococcus citri (citrus mealybug) is the source of this 4070-nucleotide messenger RNA. RefSeq names its product ras GTPase-activating protein 1-like. Gene Ontology annotation, biological process: regulation of GTPase activity. Lineage: Eukaryota; Metazoa; Arthropoda; Insecta; Hemiptera; Pseudococcidae. The transcript is spliced from 19 exons. Gene Ontology annotation, molecular function: protein binding. The record is from RefSeq and is a predicted model, not a curated record. Bases 226 to 3048 code for a protein of 940 amino acids.
GAAUGACUGAUAAGAGAUUGACCUUUUUUUUUCAAAAGUUCACGUCUUUAGAAAUUCAAUUUAGUCCUUUUUUUAGGACAUAUUUUGAAAUGAAUUUAUAAUAUUUUGAAAGUAAAAACUUCAAGCUUUGGAAUGAAGUAAAUAUUAUAAUUAUUCACCAGAUGUUCAUAGAUGAAAAUGUUGAACUGAAAUUUGUCAAUUUCCAUACAAGAGAACUGAAACUGAAUGGCUGAAUUCAUUCGAGGUGGUGCUAGUCUUCCACAUAGAGAUAAGAUUAAUAAUUAUAUGAAUAAUGGUUGUGAUGAUGGAUUAGACUCGAUAUUACCUCUAGAAGAAUUUGAUCCGUUUGUCAACGAAACCGAAGAUGACACUGUUGAUAAUGGUUCCAUUUCAGCACCUCCAGAUUACUUAUGGUAUCAUGGUCGCUUGGAUCGUUACUUGGCCGAGGAAAGAUUAUACCAGGCUAAUAAAAUUGGCAGUUAUUUGACCCGAGAAAGUGACAGAAAACCUGGAUCCUAUGUAUUAUCUUAUUUAGGAAAGACUGGAAUUAAUCACUUCAGAAUUACAGCAGUUUGUGGAGAUUUCUAUAUAGGAGGGAGGCAAUUUGAUUCUUUAUCCGAGCUGAUUGCCUACUACACUCAUCGAUCUGAUCUCUUGAAAAGAGAACGUUUAAUAUACCCUGUCGCACCCCCAGAACCAGUUAAUGAUAAAAAAAGAAUAGUUGCAAUUUUACCAUACACAAAAAUGCCGGAUACCGAUGAAUUAACGUUUCAAAAAGGUGACAUAUUUUUCGUUCACAAUGAUAUGGGUGAUGGUUGGUUAUGGGUCACAGCUCAUCGAACUGGCGAACAAGGACUGAUAUUUCGCGAGCUAGUUCAAGACCUUGAUGAAAACAUCGAUCCCAAUACCGUAUUCAAUUGGUUUCAUCCAAAUCUUAUAAAAUCCGAUGCUGUUGAUUUACUCAUUAAAGCUGGUCCUGGAAGUUUUCUCGUCAGACCUAGUGAUAAUUCACCCGGCGAUUAUUCUCUAUUCUUCCACAUUAACAAUCAGAUACAGAGAUUUCGAAUCGAAAAACGAGGUGUUCGAUACCUAAUGGGAGGACGUACAUUCGAGUGCUUGGAUGCUGUAAUUAAUCGUUACUGUAAAGAACAAAUUGUCGAAGGACAUACAUUAGUGUUACCUGUUUGCAGAACAACCUCUGAAACUGAUGCACCUGUAAAACCAAAAGAAAUCCAACAAGCUGAAAAAAUUUAUACUACUUUGAGAGAGUGUCGAGAACAAGUUGGUUUGAAAAAAAUGAAAGGAAUGAAAAUGCAGGGAUAUCUGUUCAAAAAAAGUGAAAAGAAUAAAAAAUGGAAAUCUUUGUACUUUGUAUUGAUUUGUUUUGAUGGAAACAGUACCGGAGGUGGCAGUGGCACCAGUGGUUCUACCGAUACUCAUCUUUAUUUUUACGAUAAUCCAAAACGAACAAAACCCAAAGGUUUAGUUGAUUUAAGUUGUGCAUACUUAUAUCAAGUCGACGAUAGUGUAUUCGAUCGGCCGCAUUGCUUCCAAUUAGUUGAACGAGCCCUUCCAUGUCUGGCUACAAUCACGUAUUUAUCUGCGGGCUCACUGGAGCAGUUUCAAGAGUGGAUCAGUGCAUUAAGAACCAGGUGUAUCACUCAAAUUUCGAGGUCCCCAAAGGCCCAGAAUUUAAGAGAACUACGGUGCUUGCAAUUGCAUAUUUUGGAUGCUCACAGAUUACCAUAUAAAUUAGCUCCAAAUCCGUAUUUUGUAAUAUCUUUAAAUCAAGUCAAAGUUGCCAAAACCAAAGUUAAAAACAGCGGAGAACCGUUCAAUGAUGAACAAUUUACCAUAGAUGAUGUCCCACCCGAUGUCUUGACUUUCACCAUAACUUUGUAUAAUAAAGGAAAACGAUCCAAAGACACCGAAGUAGCAGAAUUGACGGUGGAUUUGAAUACUUUAACUAAUGGAGACGAGAGCGAAGAUUGGUUCCCGCUAUCUGGUAUAACACCGAUUGGAGAAUGGGGCUCUGUUCGUUUGAGAAUCCGAUAUUUGCAUGAUUUAAUCAUGCCUAUUGAAGAAUAUUCACCUAUGUUACAAUUACUUCUUGAUCCCGAUCUUGAAGCUGUGAAAGCUCUUUCCGAUGCCUGCCAUUUGGAUCGAAUGCCUUUAGCCAACGCAUUGUUCAGAAUAUUCAGAUAUGAGCAAAAAGAAGCCGAUUUAUUGAGAUCUUUAAACGAAGCAGAAAUCGAUGAGGAAGACGAAACAUCAACGUUAUUUCGAGGUGCCUCUCUCACCACCACUAUUAUGGACCUGUACAUGAAAUCAGUCUGUACUUCAUUUCUACAGGCUGCAUUGAAGGAUACAAUUUCCAAAUUAUUGGAUAGUAAAAUAUCCUGCGAGCUGAAUCCGAGUAAAAUGGACUCCCCAGAUGAUGCUUGUGGUAAUGCAGAAUUUCUUUUGCAAGUGCUCGACGAAGUCACUUUAUCAAUAUUCAUGUCCGUUGAUGCGUGUCCAAGAACUUUGAGAUACAUUUUUGGCUGCUUACAACGAUCGGUGAUGAAUAAAUGGCCCCAUGAACGACUUGUUCGUACUCGUGUUGUCUCCGGCUUUGUAUUCUUAAGAUUAUUGUGCCCGGCGAUCUUGAAUCCGAGAAAGUUCAACCUUAUAUCAGAUUCACCAUCAUCAACGGCAGCACGUUCGUUAGUGAUGGUGGCGAAAUGUUUACAAAACUUGGCAAACCUAAUCGAAUUCGGUGGCAAAGAGCCCUAUAUGGAAGUCGUGAAUCCUUUCAUAUUGAAGAACAAAGAACGCAUGAUUAUAUUCCUCGAUCAAUUAUCAAGUGUUUCAGAGAAACCAGAUUCAAUUGAUGAUAAAAUCAAAGGCGAUUCAGCUCGAGAAUUAGCUACAUUACAUCAUAUUUGUACGUCUCAUUUGAAAGAGCUGCAGACUCUAAGUAAAACUCAGGUGUCAUUAAAGAAACUGGUAACUGUAACAGACAUGCUCAGUAAACAUAAGCAAAAAUAUUUAGAAAUUAUCAGAUAAGAGUUUUCUCAAUUAUUAGUCUGAAGAUAUGUAUGUGUUCGAUUUAAAGGACUGUUGCGAGACAAAUUUUAUAUUUAAUGUUUUUUAGAUGACGUUGCAUCACAUUUUUCUAAACAACAAAAAUUUACUUUCUUAGGAUAGUAUUUUGCAUGGAUUACUAUUUAAAGAAGUGAUUGUAUCAUUUUUUAUAUCCAUUAAAAAAAAAAUACAAAUUAGAUGGGUUAUUUAAAGUUUCGACAUUGAUCAAUGUAACUAACGAACAUAGAAAAAAAACUCAUAUUGCGUUGGUAAUAUGCGUAGUGAUAAGUUUAAUUUGGUAGAAGUUUAGAUGUUUCCUAUGUUACUAUCUAAUUAUUGUGCUCAUUUUAUUCGAGUGGCUUUUAUUGGGAUUGUUGUUUUUUUAAGUCGAUUAUAUUCCAAAUUCUAAAUGAUGACAUUGCUUUUAGAAUUAUUGCAUUUAAAAUGAACAAACCUGUAGCUUGGCUGUUUUUAUACUGUUUUAUUUUUAUGUUCAUAUUUUUCUAGUCUUUCAUCAACAUUUAAAUUUGAUGUAAUUAUUGUUUGCAAAAGUGGUAUCCGUGUUAUUUACUAACGAAUUAUCUUAAUUAUUAAUAGUGAAAUUCAAAAACUUUCAUUAACUUUAUGAUCAAAUUUGCUUUAAUGGCCUAGUUAACUGCCUAAAUUUUUUUUACCGUUCUUUUAAAUUACGUGUAUAACUGAUAUAAGUAUGACUAACAAAUAAUCAAAUAAAUAUGGAAACUGAAAUUUUGGAUUUCAUCGUCCUUUUAUAUGAAACAUUACAUUUAUAAGGUUUUAUUUUAACAGUAAAUCACAGUAAAAUAACGUCAGCAUCAAGAAAAUAAUAUGGAAAAUGCCAUUAUCACACAACAUGCUGCAACAUAUGGACUUUUACGUUCGCCGAUCCGUGCUAAUUUCCAAAAUGUCCCAAGUAAUCUGUAAUCCGACGAAAUGAAUUAAUCGUUUACGUAUAAUAAUUAUAGAAUGUUUUGUGUUGGUUUUAA